AUGUAUCGGAAGUUGUCUAAGUUAGAACACUCGGAAAUAAAACAACUUCUUACAGAAGCUAACAUAGAUGUUGCAAAACAUUACGCGACAAACAAAAAAGCACUCGCUGACAUCCUCAAUGACUACAAUGGUGAAAUAACUUAUGAUAGAAUUCAUGAGUUCAUAAAUGCAAGAGCAUUUCCUUUAAAUGACGUUGCUAUUGACUUAUAUCAUAGACGUUCAAUACCUCAUGAAGUAAGGCGUGAGAUGUUUGACAUAACAAAUGCGAACGUUGGUCAUACUCGUAAAGUUCUUUCUCAUGAUGUUCGUCAAGAGAUGUUUGAACUUACGAACUCAAACGUUGGUGAAACACGAAAGAGAGAUGACACACUGAAACAACAGAGAAGAGAGAUGUUUAAAAAUGCUAUAGAACAAGUUCGCAAAGCUAACGAUGUCAUUCGUUCCAUUGACGACAAACCAAAAGAAGGUGAGAGAUGGUUAAAGAAAGAUGAAGAGAAUAGGAAGAGAAAUGUGAAGUCAG
Trichomonas vaginalis G3 is the source of this 520-nucleotide messenger RNA. Its product is annotated as organellar and viral DNA polymerase type B. The record is from RefSeq and is a predicted model, not a curated record. The annotation marks the transcript as partial. The transcript has a single exon. NCBI's taxonomy places the organism in Eukaryota, Parabasalia, Trichomonadida, Trichomonadidae.